AGGGAUUCCAGUCCUGCGCAAGCGGUUCACGGCUCUGCGGUGGAAGGGCGAUGCAUCCAGUUGGUGACCAUGGCGAGGAGAACGCAGAUGAAGCAUCUGCCACUUUUCACGCACAGUUCCGCAUACCCGAGUGCCUGACGGCUGAAGAUGUGAGAGCUAUCCGAGACAUGACUCUUCUAAAGCGGGGCCGACUCAGUGUGCAGGCUGUCAGUCUGGAAGCGUAUGAGGCUAUCGUGAAGAUGAGGAACAUGGGGGGGUGGGAGGACCCGGGAAGUAGUGCGUUGAGAAAGCGGACGCGGCGGAGCCUAAGUAGAUUGGUGUGUGCCGUAGUGAUCGACUGUGACUGUAUAGUUGCUGCGCUGGCGUUUGCCUUCAGCUCAGGCCAGACGCGAUUCUUUGCGAGACAGCAUGAUGUGCAGCAGUUGGCCUCAAUUAUCUGAACUGUUUACCGAUUGUAUUCAAAGGGAAGGGCAUAUGAUGUUUUAUGUAACUUGUGGUAGGCGUAUCUGCGGU
Messenger RNA from Cantharellus anzutake, 513 nucleotides. RefSeq lists its product as uncharacterized. The transcript is spliced from 2 exons. The annotation marks the transcript as partial. The record is from RefSeq and is a predicted model, not a curated record. Lineage: Eukaryota; Fungi; Basidiomycota; Agaricomycetes; Cantharellales; Hydnaceae.